UCGGACAAAAUGCACAAAUGCAGUAAUGUUGCCUAAUUUGAACAUAAUUCUCACGACCUUAUUAUGGAAAGUGAGCCGUAGGAGACUGGUCACGCAGGUCUGGCAGUACGGCGGGCAAGCUAUCCACAUAACGCAGCAACACUCGGGCGACCCUCAAGACCACACAGUGAGCGGAUUUCCUUGCCGAAUUGCUGACGGAGGUGCAUAGGGAGGUUAUCGUCGCGGUCCAAGUGGAAAUAAUGAUGGAUCUAAGAUUAUGAGGCUGGAUGGGACCGAUCGACUUUGGAUGCACUUCUGGGCAGACAAGAGGAUUGCUUCCUGUUUACUUAUUCUUCACCUUUGCAGAUGGCCCGCAGCAAGGAACUCGCUCCCGGCGUCGGACGCCUCUCUCGUUCGCAAGUCUUCGCCCGCCGAGGGCUCUUCAAGGGGCAGAAAAAAACUGAGAAAGCACCAGAAGCAGAGGUUGCUGCCGUGAAGGAGGUUCAGGUCGGAGGAGAGAAGAACGGCGGAAAGCGUCUUGUUCCUACCGCAAAGGCAUCUCGUUUCUACCCCGCUGAGGAUGUCAGACAGCCCAAGAAAUCCCGCAAAGCACCCAAACCCUCCACACUUCGUUCCUCCAUUACCCCCGGCACCGUCCUCAUUCUCUUGGCAGGUCGUUUCCGUGGAAAGCGAGUUGUUUUCUUGAAGCCGCUCGAGAGUGGCCUUCUUUUGGUCACUGGUCCUUUCAAGGUCAAUGGUGUUCCCCUUCGUCGGGUAAGCCAGGCCUACGUUAUUGCUACUUCUACCAAGGUCGACCUCGGAGACUUCAAGGUCGAUGAGAAAUUUAACGAUGUUUACUUCGCUAAGCCCUCUUCGAAGGGUUCGCGAUCGGCUGAGGAGGAGUUCUUCGCCGAGGGCAAGCCCAAAACGAAGGAAGCCUUCCCCGAAUCCAAGUCUGCUGACCAAAAGGCUGUUGACAACGCAAUCAUCGCAUCUGUCAAGAAGACCGAGAACUUGUCCAAGUACCUGAAGGCGACCUGGGGUUUGUCGAAGGGCCAGUUCCCCCACCAGUUGGUGUUCUGAUUGACUUCUUGCUGGAUGGCUUGCGCGGGGAGGGGCGGAUAUUCUGGUGAUGAGAUGGGCUUUUUCUAUGACUUACGAUAUGCCGCGUAGCACCUCCAUGAUAUCGCACGCCACUUCGCAUACUUUUGCAUUAUGUACAUUGCUUCUGCUACACGCACCAAGAAACCGCUCCAGAGUCAACAUAGCGACUUUGCGUCCUGUAAGCUAAGAUUUGCGCUGUGAAGUAGUUUUCGACAUCAAUUAUGAUCGAAAUGCUAGCGCAUUUGGCGCCUA
Messenger RNA from Somion occarium, 1335 nucleotides. The record is from the annotation of a GenBank genome assembly. NCBI's taxonomy places the organism in Eukaryota, Fungi, Basidiomycota, Agaricomycetes, Polyporales, Cerrenaceae.